AUGUCGACUCCCUACCAAGAAGAAGAAAGGUGCUUUGGCGAGUACCGCUGCUCCCAAUGUGGCCGCAGUUGGAUGAGUGCUAACUCUUGGGCUAAUUACGGACAAAAGUGUACUAGAUGCAAUAUCAAUGUCAUGCCUCAUAAACAGAGACCACUUUUGAAACCGGACGGGUUGGACAAGAGUGACCCUAAUAAAGCCCAUCCUCGAGAACUUUGUGGGAAGUGUAAGGCUCUGGGAAGAUUUUGUGGAGAAAGUUUCUAA
Molecule: messenger RNA, 261 nt
Organism: Arctia plantaginis
Lineage: Eukaryota; Metazoa; Arthropoda; Insecta; Lepidoptera; Erebidae
Source: the annotation of a GenBank genome assembly